Anarrhichthys ocellatus (wolf-eel) is the source of this 1355-nucleotide messenger RNA. Its product is annotated as INO80 complex subunit C-like. The record is from RefSeq and is a predicted model, not a curated record. Gene Ontology annotation, cellular component: Ino80 complex. Bases 275 to 979 code for a protein of 234 amino acids. NCBI's taxonomy places the organism in Eukaryota, Metazoa, Chordata, Actinopteri, Perciformes, Anarhichadidae. Gene Ontology annotation, biological process: chromatin remodeling. The transcript is spliced from 4 exons.
ACGUUUUUGUUUUGCUACAUUCACAUUUAAAUAAAUAAAUACACAAGUAUUUGUACUUGUUUGAGAGACACAUUUUAUAUUAAUAAAUAGUCAUAUUUAUAGAUAAUCACUAUAUGGUUAUUUUAUUUGGUUAGUUCCAAAUUUACCGGAAGUGACAUCUUUCCAUAUCCGGUUACGGCGAUAUUUACAAUAACGACGUCGAGCGGCUAAUGCUAAGUAUCGAGAGAGAGAUCGGCAUUCACUUGGUGUAUUACAACCACGUUGCUCACCACAAAUGGCAUCUCAGAUCCCCAUAACCGUCAGGGCUCCGCCGGCAGCCGCCAGCUCUCCCGCUGUCCGGGGGAAGAAACGUCCCGCUAGUCCGGCGGUUUGUGCCGCUCAGCAGGUCACCGGGAGCUGCAGCAGCAAGAAGAAGAAAGUCCAGCUGACAGCUGUACCAGCCGCACAGGCUCAGAUUACAGCAGUGGAGUUGGUGCCUGAGGUGAAGCCAGUGGGAACAGUUGACUGUGGUCCUGCUGCCAUCACAGAGUCCACAGCAAAGCCUCCACCCUUCAAAGACCCCACGUUUAUGGUGAAUGUCUGCUUCCAGUUGGGUUUUAGUUGUAUCUGCUUCUGUGGCUUCUCCCUCAAGUUCUUCCCCCGUUUCUUCCUCUCUGAAUCUCGGCAGCAUUCUGGGAUCGGUGGAGCAGCAGCAGGUAAGAAGAACAGGACCUGGAAGAAUCUCAAACAGAUCCUGGCUUUGGAGCGGACUUUACCCUGGACGCUCAAUGAUCCCAACUACUACAGCAUUGACGCCCCUCCCUCCUUGAAGCCAGCUAAGAAAUACUCCGACAUCUCUGGACUCCCUGCAAACUACACAGACCCUCAGACAAAGCUACGCUUCACCUCCUCUGAGGAGUUCUCCUACAUCCGCCUCCUCCCCACAGAUGUUGUUACUGGCUACCUUGCACUUCGAAAGGAAACGUGCAUCGUACCCUGACAGCCGAGCGAGACUUGAAACCUGAAACAGGUUCAAACCACAACUGAACUCGUGUCGGUGUAGGAAGCUGUUGGGCCAGCCAGGAGACUGAGAGCACAGGCUGCAUGUGAACAUGUGGACAAGGAGUCAUAGUCGUUACUGUGUGACAAAAUAAAUGUCCAGUUGUUUCUCAAUUACUCCAUCAUUACUAGCGAUGAUGCAGUACGCCCCCUUGUGGUAGAAUAUCAGUCUCCAGUGGUGAACAUUCACUCCGGUGUGGUUAAGGGAAGUCGUAGACAGAAAAUGUUUGCAUAGCUGUUUGAAGGAGUUUGUACAUUUCAGAUUGAUACUGUUUAUAAGGAGCUCAUUAAAGCUUUGAAUUGUAUGUUGAAGUUGA